Messenger RNA from Perkinsus marinus ATCC 50983, 2477 nucleotides. Its product is annotated as dynamin, putative. Bases 1 to 2439 code for a protein of 812 amino acids. The transcript is spliced from 20 exons. Gene Ontology annotation, molecular function: GTP binding; microtubule binding; GTPase activity. Lineage: Eukaryota; Perkinsozoa; Perkinsida; Perkinsidae. Gene Ontology annotation, cellular component: membrane; cytoplasm; microtubule. The record is from RefSeq and is a predicted model, not a curated record.
AUGGAUCAACUCAUACCAGUGAUCAACAGACUCCAGGAUCUUCUCUCGACAGUGGGGCUCCAUGUGACCUUGGAUUUGCCACAGUUGGCUGUUGUCGGCUGCCAAAGUGUUGGAAAGACCAGUGUGUUGGAAGCUCUGGUCGGUCGGGACUUCCUCCCACGUGGGACGGGUAUAGUCACUCGCAGACCGCUGAUUCUACAGCUUCGCAAUACGACUAAGGAUCAAGUCGUUGAGUGGGGGGAAUUUACCCAUCGACCUGAUAAAAAAUUCUCCGACUUCGCCGAGAUUCGCCAGGAAAUAGAAGAGGAAACUGAUCGAGUCUGUGGUGCUUCCAAGGGGGUCAGUCCGGAACCAAUAUGUCUGAAGAUCUUCUCGCCCUACGUCAUUGAUCUGACUUUGAUCGAUCUGCCUGGUAUCACGAAGGUGCCUGUGGGAGACCAACCACUUGAUGUCGAGGCCAGGAUCAAGGACAUGGUCCUGUCGUACAUUUCAAAGCCAAACUGUAUCGUGCUUGCUGUGACCGCGGCCAACACUGAUUUGGCCAACAGUGAUUCUCUGCAACUUGCGCGGCAGGUGGACCCUUCUGGUGAUCGGACGAUGGGGGUCAUCACUAAGAUGGACUGUAUGGAUGAGGGGACAGAUGCUCUUGACAUGAUCAACGGCAAGGUGUAUCCGCUACGACAAGGGUAUGUAGGGGUGGUAUGUCGAUCACAAAAGGAUAUACAGAACGGUGUCACCAUUCGAGACAGUAUCAAAAACGAAGAGGCAUUCUUCAAGAAGCACGAGGCUUAUAGGCAUAUAUCAGGCCACUGCGGUACGGCGUAUAUGGCCCGUCAGCUGCAUCGUAUUCUUAUGGCCCACAUACGAGAGGCCCUUCCUGGGCUGAGGGACCGGGUGGGGCUCAUCUGCUACUUUAUAGGGUCAUUGACUAGCAGUUUGUCAUUGAACUCUUCGGCGGCUCAGGCUGGCAAUAUACUCCUGCAGCUUUUCACGAAGUUUUCUCGGUGUUUUGCGGAUUGCAUUGAAGGCCGCAAUAAUUCCAUGCCUCAGGGCGGAGCGAGGAUUCAUUAUAUUUUUUUCGAUGUGUUCGGGGCUGCAGUGAAUCAGUUCGAUCCGUUUGACGGGCUCACUGACCACGACAUUCGAACCAGCAUACGGAACGCCAAUGGUCCGAAGAGCCCACUGUUCGUACCAGAAGCAGCUUUUGAAACCCUUGUGAAGGGCCAGAUAAAUAAGCUCCUCUCCCCUUCUCUGCAGUGUGCUGAUCUCGUCCAUGCCGAGCUCACCAAGUGCCUUACAUUCACCAUAAGGUCCAUGCCGGAGUUUCGCCGAUUUGACAAGUUGCGAGCGCGAGUGUACGAUGUAGUGCGCUCGGUCCUGGCUUCCUGCCUGGCGCCGACUAAAGAGAUGAUACGCAAUCUCAUACGGAUCGAAACUGGUUACAUCAACACCAACCAUCCGGACUUCAUCGGAGGCUCGAGGGCUAUCAGUGCCUGUUCAAUGGCAUGUUCCUCUGAGAGCCCCCGGUACGGGAUGGAGGCAACAGCAGGCUUUCAUUUCUCUAAAGGAGAGCCGGCUAUCUCCACAAUGGACCCCACACCCUCGUUGUCAGAAUGUGGGAGUACAGCGCCCGAUGGAUCACAGCAGCCUAUGCUCUCCGACCCCCUCCUAGUAGAAGGUGGCGGCACUGCUGCUGCCCGUAGCGGCAUAUUCGGCUUCUGGCGUGGUGGUGGGAAUACGGCAUCCCAUGGGACUUCCUCAAUGAGACGAGACCAUUCCCGCCACUCAGACUCGGAUGCCCAAGUCAGCAGUGCUUCAGCUGCCGCCAUGUCCCCGAGGGUCAACGGAGGGUCUGCUCCUGCCAUCUCUAUCCCUGGCCUGGCGCCUGUGAAUCCACCACAGGGAAGUGGUGGUCUCCUUUGGAGCCUGGGGCCUCUUCGGAGCGCCGCAGCGACCCCCAUGAUGGGUGCACGUUUAGAGCGGGAUAAUAGCAUCACUUCGCUAACUGGGGGGAUCCCCUCGGGCAUUCGCCUUGCUGCACCGCCUGCUGUGGUGUCCGUGCACUCGAGCCAACUCAGCGAGAAGGAGCGUAUAGAGACGGACAUAAUCAAGAGCUUGAUCGCAUCAUACCUCAACAUCGUCAAGAGGUCCAUCUGUGACCUCGUCCCAAAGGCUGUCAUGUGUUUCAUGGUCAACACUUUUGGAGCAGAUAUGGUGCUGCAUCGAGAGCUGGUCACGCAACUGUAUAAGGAGGACCUUUUCGGCGAAUUGCUCAACGAGUCUCCGGAGAUUUCCCAAGGCCGAGCCCAUUGUGCCGAAGCUAUUAGGAUUCUGCGGCAAGCGGCUGAUGUUAUCAACCAAAUAACUAACUUCAACAUGAGCAGCCCUUCAGGGGCCGCUGCCAAUUCUCCUCGAGAUCGUACUGGCGAUCCUUGCUGAUGAUAUCAUGCAAUGAAGUGAUCUCAAAGUCGCAAUUA